AUGUUCGUCUGCUUGGAACGGACGGGGUGGGCAGAGAGAAGCUUGCAGCACACCACUGUCUGGCCCGCCUCUUUCUCUGGGAAUAGCAAUAGAGGAACUGGGGGUAGAGGAGAAAAAUACUGGGGGAGGCAUGUUGUUGUGUUCGAAAGACCAGAACCCGACGACGACAACUACGAUUCUCAGCUGAUGCUUUUGAAACCGACUUUACUUGCAGCUGCAACAGCUGCCAAUCAACAACAAAACUAUGACUUCCGAAAACGAUCGAAUACGCUUAUGUCAAAUCGAUCGGACAAACGAUGGCCGAAAAGAGACAUGGGACCACAAUUCGAAUUGAGAUGUUGUAUUGAUCCAGAGAUUCUACGAAUUAAUGUAGAUCGUCAGUACUAUUUUGAAGAUGAGACAGUCCGAGUAAAUGGAAGUGUAUUUCAUAAACGAUCAGAUUAUAACAAUUUGUUAUCAGUAAUACCAAGAUCUAAAUUCAAUGGAAUACAUAUCAAAAUGGAAGAUGAUUGUCCGCAGGGAGGUGAUGAUGUUCGUUUGUGUCUGUUGAAGUCACUUGGAGCACAUAAUCUCAGAGCAAUUCCAUGCGUUCAAUGCAAGGAUGAGCUAAAGGUAUACGACAAGUAUCCACUGAUUGACGGUGUCUUCUACAUCUCACCAGUUUCUCAAUUUGGACCAAAAACUGAAAUUUCAUUGGACGGACGUCGCUUCUACCUACAACAACUAUGUGCAAGAUGUCUCUGGUCUGAUUGGUCAUGUAAAAACUGUGGAAAAGAUGAAUGGUUUGAUGGAAAAUCAUUUGUUUUGGGAACUCUCUACUAUUAUGAUAUUGUAUCUUCCGGUCGCUGCUGUCCUGUUGUCUGUCAAUCUUGCAGGCAAUCUCUUGGAGUUCGUGAUCAAUUGGCAACUCAACUUGCUAAUGGAAAUUACGCUACCAUCAAUGAACAAAUGGCAUGCCAAUCGUGUGGAGUCUCAAAUUUUCAUCUAGUUCGUGAUAUCAAAACCUGCCACGUGGCACGUGGUCCCUCAUUCUGCGAAUAAUCACAUUUUGUUCCAGUUGUUCUACUGUAUCAAUUUCUCUCUCUCUCUCUCUUUCUCACUCACUCUCUACCUCUGAACCCAUCGAAAACUCUUAGAAUCUCUAUCUUCCUUUCUAGACAUCUCUAUGUAUGACUAUAAUUCUACCUCGUAUUUGGAGCGUUCGUUACUCAAUUUAAUUGAAUUGAAUUUCAUUGAUAUGCGACGAAAAUAUUAUGAGCAUAUGAUUUUAUGCACAACUUUAUUCCCCUCUGACUGCACUGCCAGGAAAAGGUCGUGGCUUAGAAAAUGUCUCGUUUCCUAAGCCAUGCGAAUUUCUGAUAGUACAGUAGACCCAACUAUGCAAUGUUCUACCUCAGCGGCUUCAAUGGACCGCAAACCCAUUCUUUCUUUUUU
Messenger RNA from Caenorhabditis elegans, 1434 nucleotides. RefSeq names its product Headcase middle domain-containing protein (gene cri-1). The record is from RefSeq and is marked reviewed. Lineage: Eukaryota; Metazoa; Nematoda; Chromadorea; Rhabditida; Rhabditidae. The transcript has 6 exons. The coding region runs from base 1 to 1041 and encodes 346 amino acids.